CUUCUGAUUGACUCAUCAGAUAAUCCCAAUUAAAGGUGUUUAUCUGGGGAGAUGGAAUUGGUGUGUGUUGAUGAACUGGUUUCAGUGUUUAAUCAAAGCCCACAAGCCCAGGAACAUUACACCUUUUAUUGCCAGUCCUGCGGUGAUGUCAUAAUAAGGGACAGAAGGCUGCUCAGGGUGCUCCCACUGCCCAGCGCCAACUGGGCAGCCCUGGUUGAGGAGUGGUGCUGCCACCCGGACCCGUUCACCCAGAAGUCUCUUCACCCAGGACACGGUGACUGCUUCACUGGAGAUACCUUCUAUUUGGUGAACUUAAGAAGCCAACCGGGUCAGGACCCAAAAGCAAAUACCAAAGUAAUUUGUAAGCGUUGCAAGGUAACGCUGGGAGAGACUAUGUCACCAGAAACCACCAAGUUUUAUAUGACCGAGAUAAUUAUUCAGCCAUCUGAGAGAAGUUUUCCCGUCAUACCAAGGUCUGAGUUUGUCCAGAGCAUUGUUGGCCAGCGUCUAGGGGAGCUGGCCUCUGCCCGGAGCACAUUCAGAUUCCUGAUUCAAGGUCAGGAUGGCAGAGUGUUUAUCCUGCUCUGGCUUCUAAACUCAGACAGUUUGGUGAUUGAAGCUUUGAGGAGUUCCAGAAGUGUCACAAAGUUCCCACUGCUGGAAGAGACAUGGCGAACAGACUCCACUUCUGCCAGGAAUGCUGUUAAGGUCCUCUACCAGCCGUGCACCAAGAGCAGAAACGAAAAGCUUGCCCGUGAAUGGGAGAGUGACAUCAGCAUCCACGCCAUCACCCUGCCCUCAGCAAGCUGCUUGGAACUUCUGCUGAUACUGUCCAGGAGCACUGCCACACUACCUGUGUCCCUCCGCCGCAUGAACUCCUUUCAGGUGGCCUUUCUGAAGAUGUGACGGAGGGCACUCAGGCAUUCUUGUUUCCCCAGACUGAGGGAGAACCCCAGAGGCCAGCUGUCUGCUCUGUGGGCAUCAGAUGCAAAGAAAGAACCAGAGCUGCAGAGUAAGAGCACUGCGUGGAAGAGUUGAGUUUCCUUGUUUGCAUGUGUUCUCUAGAGAAGAGCCGACUUUGCUCUGAAAGCCCAGAGCCGGGAGGGAAGGUGUCCACAAGUGAAGAAUGGUUGCUGCAUCUCUGCUUCCCACCGAGAGGAACAUUCAGAUGUGUGCUGCGUCAGCACCGCUUGCUCACCGAGACCCAUCUGUCUGAGGAUGCGGGGAGGAAUUGGGCCUGGAACUGUUGUAAAUCCUAGGAAAUAAACUUUUAAAGAGCUUCUUGAGUUUGUUUAAAGGAAUUUUUUUAAAACCUGAAAAUAUGGAACCUUUUGUACCAUACUCAGAGGAGGUGUUCAUAAAUGCUUGUUGAAUGAAUGAUUAUCCAAUUAAAGGUCCUCUUGCUUAUUCAAA
Molecule: messenger RNA, 1413 nt
Organism: Dipodomys spectabilis (banner-tailed kangaroo rat)
Lineage: Eukaryota; Metazoa; Chordata; Mammalia; Rodentia; Heteromyidae
Gene: Ube3d
Product: ubiquitin protein ligase E3D
Exons: 9
Coding region: 52-906 (284 amino acids)
Biological process (GO): proteasome-mediated ubiquitin-dependent protein catabolic process; protein autoubiquitination; protein monoubiquitination
Cellular component (GO): ubiquitin ligase complex; nucleus; cytosol
Molecular function (GO): cyclin binding; ubiquitin protein ligase activity; ubiquitin conjugating enzyme binding
Source: RefSeq, a predicted model, not a curated record